Messenger RNA from Candida dubliniensis CD36, 852 nucleotides. Its product is annotated as putative serine hydrolase. The coding region runs from base 1 to 852 and encodes 283 amino acids. The record is from RefSeq and is a predicted model, not a curated record. Gene Ontology annotation, cellular component: cytoplasm; nucleus. The transcript has a single exon. Lineage: Eukaryota; Fungi; Ascomycota; Pichiomycetes; Serinales; Debaryomycetaceae.
AUGGCACCAAAGAAGAACAUCACCUACAAGGGGAAGAUACUAUUUCUCCAUGGAUACACUCAAUCUUCAUCUUUAUUUUAUGCCAAGACUUCUGCAUUAAGAAAAAAACUCAUCAAGUUGGGUUACAAAUGUGUGUAUCUUAAUGGACCUUAUGUGCUAACUCCAGCAGACUUGCCAACAACGGAUUCCUUAUCCAAGUUUGGGUCUGCCACAACAGACACAGAGGAUGUGACAUACCGUGCAUGGUGGGUCAAGAAAGACAAGACCAACGAUGCUAUCGAUUUGGACGAGUCUAUUGCUACAGUAAAGGAUUAUAUUCAAAAAGGCGAGAUCAUCGCAGACAACGAUUUGGAAGUAGAGGAGGAAACAGAUGAAGAAAAGAAAUUGCCUAUUGUUGGUAUACUUGGGUUUUCGCAAGGUGCUGCUUUUGGUGGGUUAAUUGCCCAUAAAUUCCCCCAGUGGUUUGAAACUGAUCCACUAAAGUUUGUUGUUUUGUAUUCUGGAUUUAAAUUAGACACUUCAAAGAAGACAGGUAACGACAAAUACAAUGAGUAUUACCCCCAAACAGAAGACGACGUUAAAAAUGGAGGUUUCAAGUACCUUCAUGUGUUGGGAGAGUUGGACACAGUGGUAGCAGAAGAUCGUGGAUACUCGUUGUAUGAGCUUACUAAGUCAUCCUCGGAUAUCUUGAAGCAUCCAGGAGGCCAUUUCGUUCCAAACUCAAAAAUUUAUGUCGAUAAUGUGGCUAACUGGAUUGAAUCCCAUCAAAAUGGGUCUCAAGUGAAGUCUGAAAAGCCAGAGGACGAUAUCGAUUCGUUGUUGGACAUGAUGGAUAAUUUUGGGAAAGCUUGA